AUGAAACGUAGCGGCGAUGAAGUCACGGAUUUCGCUACGGGUCGUGAUUGCGAAAAGUCGGACGCGUACGCGGUGCUGUUCCGAGGUCCUUCGCAAUUGGCUAGCUUCGAGGUCUGCAACCCUCUCGAUUUCAAAGAGCCCCCCGUGAAGCUGUUGUGGGCGCACAUGAACAUGGCGGGCACCGCGGUCGACCUCUUGUUCGACGUCGACACCGACCGCGGCGAGACCGCUGGGCUCACCCUCGGAGGCGCGUACUCUUGCGAUAAACUCUUCCUUCGCGAAAGCGCGGUCGUGUUAGGCGAAGGGUGCAUAGGCGCGUUCAUCGACAAACGCUUCGUCCGAUUGUAUCUGGUCGUCGGCGAACACAACGUCACCGAGUCGAGCGACGGCGUGUCCGACGGAACGACGCUCAGCCUGCGCGGCGGCGUCGUAUAUCACGACCGCUUCAGAGAACGAGGAAACAGCUCCACCGCCUCUGUCGUGGUGACAAGACGUGCGGGAGAGCCCAUCGCGGUCGUCGCGGAUGUGACUACCUCCAAAGGUUCUUAUGCGUUCCCUCCGUCGUCAGGGAACCAUUCCACGAUCAAAUACACCGGGAGAUUCGCUGGUCGGUACUACUCAGACAGAAAUCCAUACGAUCUUCCAUGGACGUCACCGGUGAUAGUAAACCAACAGAAACUGUUCAACGAGCAAUGCUACCACCCUGAGAAAACUGCGUACGACGACAAAAUCGUGCUCCACGCGGAUCGUUCCACCGGCGCGAUCGGGGAUGUUCCUUUGCGAUUCAAGUGGAGCCUGAAACCCGAAUCUGUGAGAAGAAGUGUCUGGACGGAUCCUAAGUGCAAUCCCGCAACUACUAAUUAUUGUCCGCACGUUUACAUCAAACCGCAGACCGAGCAGGAGAAGGAGUCGGUGAGGAAAUUGGAGGCAUUUGUGUCUUCGCAACCUCGCAAACAUACGCUGCGAAUCCCACGAGAAUUCUUCCUUGCAGAUUGCCCUUGGGCUUGGGAGUACAUUUUCAACGUCGUCGCGUACAACAAAGAAGGUCACGACGUGGAUCGCGGCGCGGUCGACCCUUAUACCGGUCAACUUGUGCACGAUCCUCACGCGGACACCGCAACGGCGACUAUAAAUAUCUUCCCAGGUGGUUCGUGCGAUGAAAGAAGUGUGCCAUCAUCGCCGAAGCUUGUUUUCAGGUAUGGGCCUCACAAUCCUCACAGCAUAGCAAUAGAUUCUCCGCCCGCGAUCUUCACCCCCGCGUCAUUGCGCAAAUCAUUUACUCAGUUGGCACUCGUGCGCGAAUGGACGUACGACCGCCGAUGGAAAUACUCCGACCUCCCCGAGUGCAAUCCCCCAGUGUCGGUGACGUGGGCGGUGAAGCCAGAGUACAACUCCGAAAUGUACGCUACGUUCCCCAAGUCCCGCGUCGCGGGAUGGCCCACCCCUACGGGAUUGCACCCUGAAGUCGUCGCGCAGGAGGCAAAGCUGCAGAAAAUCGUCGCUGCGACGCGGGGGAUGGUGUCCGGCCGCCUAUCACGGACACUUUUCUUCGCCGCCCGGCAGUACCACUUCACUUCAAACUACUCGAUAUUUUUCAACGACACGUGGCACAACGACACGGUGUAUGACGUGCACGGCUUCCCAGGGCGUGUCAUGCGAGCGGGUUAUGCGGGUAUAAAAUCGAUCAUCGUCGGUGGCAUGGGCGGAGACCCCAUGACGGACUACUUCAAGCCAAUCGACGCGAACGGCGGUGAUUUUUCGUACUCACCCGUAACGUUCGACGCGUCUUCGUUGUAUCCUUCGGUCUCGCGUGCGAACACCGGUGCUUUCAUCGUCGAUAAAACCGAGGAGGUGAACGUCACGACCGCGCCUUUGCGAUUCGUCGAUCCGGACUGGCGAACGGACACCCACGCGCUCAGACACGACUGGACGUGCGAGGAUUUACUCGCGGACCGCCCGACGUGCCACCUCCGCGGCAUGACGAAGAAACUCAAGGACAUGUAUGGAAUAUUCGUGGUCGACGACAUACCCAGUGGGAGCCCGCUGACGUUGCCACCAAACACGAUGGGACCGAAUUCGGCGUACACGUUCACGAUGCUGACGUCCAAGACUCACCGCUCGUCGAGAGGGCCUGAUAAGGUUCAGCUCGUGACGGGGAACAACACGUGCCCGAGCGCGAACAUCGAGCCGACGCCGAAGUCGAUCAACCAUCAAUUCUUGUUUCGGAUCUACGGCGACGGAGUAAGCGCUUUAGGCCGCGUGCAGUUCAGGUGGAGCAUCGUGGACACGAGCCCGGCGACCGCGACGACGCUCGCCGUUCCCGUGUACACGCACUGGCAAGACAAGGGGUACAUGUCGAUCGUCAAAAAUACGAUGAACCCCGGCCGCGAGUACACGCUCACGCUGACCACGCGCGUCGCCGGCGUGGAUAACGGAUGCGAAGGACAAUCGGAGAGAAUCCUGGUGACGAACGCGCCGCCUCGGUCCGUGGGCGAAGGCGUCGUCGUCGAACCCGCGAUCGACGGGAUUGAAUUUGAAACUAAAUUCUCCGUCGAUUGCGGCGAAUGGGUCGACGCGGAUAAAACGCUCGAGUAUCGCCUCGCGUACUGGUACGACUACGACGUCUUCGCCCCGCGUUGGAUGUGGCUCACAGAGCUUCAGGAAGGUCACGCUGUUUUCGAAGACGUCUUGCUCCCUCACAAUCGACGCGCUGGUGGACGCACGAAGAUUCGAUGCGUCGCGUUCGACGACGAGGGCGCGUUCGGAACCUCGGUCACCACCGUGAAGGUCGCCGCGCACGCGAACAUCUCCGCGGCGGUCGACGACGUAUUCGUCAUCGGUUCGCACCUCGAGCACCUCCACGUCUUCCCGGCCGCGUUGCGUAGGCUGCAGGAAGUGGAUAAGCUGCGACACGCGGUGGCGGCGCAACGGCGCCGCCGCGCGCUCUUGGGCGAGAACAUCGAACCGUCGUCGCCGUCCCCUCCUAAGAAUGUUUCCUCGACAUCUGCUUUCAACGGCGACAUCUCGAACUGGGACGUGAGCAGCGUCACGGACAUGGCGUACAUGUUCAGCGCUUCCUCUUUCAACGGCGACAUCUCCAAGUGGGACGUGAGCAAGGUCACAAACAUGUACAACAUGUUCCUGUUCGCUUUCGCUUUCAACGGUGACAUCUCCAAGUGGGACACGAGCAAGGUCAUCCAGAUGGGGGGCAUGUUCUACAACGCCAAGGCUUUCAACGGCGACAUCUCCAAGUGGGACGUGAGCAAGGUCACCAACAUGGGGAGCAUGUUCAGCGCUUCCUCUUUCAACGGCGACAUCUCCAAGUGGGACACGAGCAAGGUCACGAACAUGAGGAGCAUGUUCAACGGCGCUUCCUCAUUCAACGGCGACAUCUCCAAGUGGGACGUGAGCAAGGUCACGAACAUGAGGACCAUGUUCAACGGCGCUUCCUCAUUCAACGGCGACAUCUCCAAGUGGGACGUGAGCAAGGUCACGAAGAUGCAGAGAAUGUUCUUCAACGCCAAGGCUUUCAACGGCGACAUCUCCAAGUGGGACACGAGCAAGGUCACGGACACGGCGUACAUGUUUUAUGGCGCUCGGACUUUCAACGGCGACAUCUCGCGCUGGAAUCUCUGCACCGUGAGGUCUAGUGAUAAGAUGUUCCAUAUGACAGCGCUUUCCGAGGAUCACAAGGCGCAUCCAGGAGAGUGUGAACUAUGA
This is a messenger RNA of Micromonas pusilla CCMP1545, 3720 nucleotides long. RefSeq lists its product as uncharacterized. The transcript is spliced from 2 exons. Gene Ontology annotation, molecular function: monoatomic cation channel activity. NCBI's taxonomy places the organism in Eukaryota, Viridiplantae, Chlorophyta, Mamiellophyceae, Mamiellales, Mamiellaceae. Gene Ontology annotation, biological process: calcium ion transport. The record is from RefSeq and is a predicted model, not a curated record. The coding region runs from base 1 to 3720 and encodes 1239 amino acids. Gene Ontology annotation, cellular component: plasma membrane.